GUUCUGGCUACAGUCAGAUAAUACAGUCAAAGAGAUCAGGAACAUGUAUUCCCAUAGGUUGCUCUCAGCGAUGACGCAGGCAGGGGUGUGGUCCACCGCCAGUGUAAAUCACUUGGUGGUGGGCCACGCCCACGAAGAUGUAGAUGGCAUAUUGUCGCUUUGCAAGAGUGCAAUGGAUACAUGUCCCACCAUUCAUACUCCACAAGAUGUUGCGAACAGAUUGACUUCGAAGCUUCGUCCUGUGUUCCAUGCUCGGGGAAUGGACUUUCAAGUGGAGAUCGUUGGGGCCGUCCGUGAUGGGGUAUCUAUUGCUCCAGACCAUGCUUCGUUCACCAACGCCUUCAAGGUUCGAAAAGUCAAAGAUUCCAAGGAACCAGUGAUUCCAGUACCAGGGAGUUUCAUCUUUGCCAAGCGAUCCAGCCUACCCAGCAACAUUGACCUAUCGGAACGUGCCCCACGAGCAUGGAGAUCUGACCCUCAAACCGAUAUUGGCCGCAAGGAUAUCUUCUGCUUGGUCAAGGCUGAGAUGUCCGACAUGAAGCUAAGUCAAGACCCUUUGUUGGUUUGGCCAGGGGUGUUGCAACGACAAUCCGACCAACUACUUCAAGUGGCCAACAGUACUACCCUCCUUGACAAGCCCAGUUUGGAUGAUGAACGCAGAAAUGAUGUCAAACGACUCAUUGAAGCCAUGAAGCGGGAUUACCCUGACAUGCGUCGAGCUAUCAACUGGUAUCAAUCAGUGCUGGAUAGAGAUGCCAACCAUAGUGAAGCCUACACCACUUUGACCUUUUUGCGGAACGUGCCAGACGAUGGGCCAAGCGUUCAUGACUUUCGGUUGGGCGCUCCACCUCCAAGACCGCCGCCCCACAACUUGCAGGUUAUUGCAACCCAAAAUCUCGGAGAUCAUUUGAUGCGUGAGUUUGCCGAUCAUGACCGGAUGGAAAAGGUGCUGGCAAAACACGAUGAACUGUUCAUGGAGGGGCACUUGGACAGUGAUAUUGGAUCCUUGAUGAAGAGCGGCGAAGAGUUUAGCUGGGAACGGGUGCCGUUCAUUUUGGAAGCCGAGUCAACUGUCAUGCCAGCAAGUCGAGCAUGGUUGCGGGAGAUGUGCAGUGAGCAUGGGAACCAUUUUGAUGACCAUGCUGUGAAGCCUGGCGCAAAGAAGGAGGAAGACGAGGAUGAACCCAUGGAGAAAAACGUGACUGGUGAUGCUAAGGAGGAUGAUGAUUCGGAGGAGAGUGACGAUAUUUGCAACGGGAAAACGUCGGUAUGUGGUUCAUUGUGCUUGGAUCACUCCGGAUCGGACUUGCUUUCACGAGUUUCCAACCGUGUCUACGAGAACUGCCGGAGUGGAGCAAUGAGCCUCCCUGGAUUCCCAAACUUUGAACCGAUUAUCAGUGGUCUCAAAUCCAACCAGCCAGUGGACAGGCAGAAAAGUUUCCGGGUCUCUGUGCAGCAAAUGGAUCGUUUGGUGAUCCUUCAAUCGCUAGCCCAAAAAUGGGUUGACACUGAGAGCACCCGUGAGCGAGCCUUGGAAAUCAUCGCGGAUCACAACAACCAGUUCAAUGCUGAUGGGAGCUACUGGAUGGUCGAAGAGCCACCGCGCAAACGCGUGAAGCUGGAAACCUUUAGCGAGCAGGACAUUUCCAAGCUUGGACAUGUGAAGAAGCUUGCUAUCAACAACAGCUUCGACUUGAUCUUGGCAGGAGAAGCGGGGGACCAAUUGUUUGCAUCUUCCCGCUCACGCAAUCAAUUCUUUGAAGGCCGUGAGUUGUUCAGCUAUGGAUCAGGGGAGUGGAGAGAUGGUGCAGAGGCGCAAGAAUGCCUAUCUGAUCCCGAGGGGCGAUGGAUGAGCUUCAGCAUCAAGAACGAGGACCUUGUCAUUCUUGAGAAGAAAAACCUGCCGGGUCACAUCGCAAAGCUCGACAACCUUGAAACACCAGUUACCAUUCAAUCUCUGGUGUGCGAUCUCCAAGAUGCAGGGGAAGUGACUCUUCUAAUCCAAAUCUCUUUCUCAGGAUCACCCUAA
Molecule: messenger RNA, 2029 nt
Organism: Durusdinium trenchii
Lineage: Eukaryota; Dinophyceae; Suessiales; Symbiodiniaceae
Source: the annotation of a GenBank genome assembly